AAGAAUAUUAACGUUUAUGCUUACCGCGAUAACUAUGAAGAUUUCAAUCAUCCUCAGUACACUGAUUUUGAUGGCAGAAUGUGGGUAUGUACGUUACGAAAAUAUUACGUCGUUAAGAACCCAUAAAGUAUUAACGUUUGUUAAAAUCUGUGACAUUAUAACAAUGUCUAAAAAUGUGAAGCUACUUGACGAAAUCAAUAAUGGCUUCGUACGAAAACUGAAACGAACAUCCGCAUUCAAUAUAAGUCCUGACCUAACGUUAAUAGAAAAACUUAACGAUGUCCAGUAUAAUCUAAUCGAUUUGAGUAAAAUUGUUAUGGAUAGAAGCUUUGCUUAUAUACUAAAGAAUAUGUAUAUUCAUUGUAAAUUGGCAUUGGCGGAAAUAAAUGAUAUGAUAGCUAAAGGAACCAAGAGUGUUACUGAUCUUAAACUUCUCAAACUUCGACAAGAUCAAAAAUACUGUAUUUUCGCGCAUCUCUACGAUUACGGUCACAAUAUCGACUUGGCGCUAGAAGUUAUGGUUUAUUUGAAAUCAUUUACUGAAACCGAGCUCCUUCCGAUACAGAAACGGUUGACGCGUUUAAUCGACAACAUUGUAAUUAAUAUGAACGAAAGCCUCGGGCACAUUUCCAACGAGAGUAACAUCUCGUUAAAAUCACCAUAUAUAGACCAUCAUAAAGAUCAAUGGGACAUUAUCAAAGACAACGUUUAUUACGGCUCAGAAACGUUUUGUAGUGUGCCCAGUCCACCUUUGAUCGGUGAAGAUCUGCUCAGCAUGGCUGAGGCCAAAUCCGAUCUAUUUAUGCAAUAUGUAUUUGUAAUGGAGAAAUGUGAGGUGACCGUGAGUAUUUUCGUUGUUAUAUCCAUUCGUCUUCGACUUAUUAUCAUUCACAUUAAUAUUUAUAUUAAUUGAAAAUACAAUUACUGUUCGCAUUAAUAAAGAAAGUUUUAAUUAAUUCACUUUAAAAUUAUUGACAUGUUUAGUUCGAUCAACACCAUAGUGAGGAUUUUAACAACACUCGAUUCUCUAUUCCUGCGGAUAUUCUCGUUAUUGAUACGUGGGAAUGUAUCGAUAUUUUGGUAAACACAUAAUACUACAAAUUUAUUAUUAAUUUAGAAUUUCAAUAGUAUUUGUUAUUAAUAUUGCAUUUAUUUGAAAGAUCUUAUUAAAGAGUUUAUUUGUAAACAUUUUUAUAUUUAGCAUUGAAUUCCGAUUUUUGACUGAACCGUAUGUUAUUUUAGAAUAGAAAGACUAAGAAAAAGACGCUUAAAACAUUUCCUAAUGAUUUAGAUUUUGAUCAUUUUAAGUUCAACGUGACUCAUAUAAAUUUUCCUUUUUUUUUAAAUUUAAAAAUAAAAUCACUAAAAUCUAACCAUUCUACGGAGCGCAAUGGUUUUUUCUACAAUAUAUUACGGUUCCGUCGUUCCGACAGUUUCUAGUAUCUGGGGUUUUAUCGUCAUUCUUCAUUAUUCAUGAUUGUAGACAUUUUUAGAUGAUAUCUAACCUAUACCACUAGUAUUAAUAAUAGAAUUGAUUUUUCAAAGAUAUGAAAUAUUUUCAUUUUACACGAAAUUGUCUUCAAUUUUAACAUUCUGCAUUUGACGAUUCAAUUAUUUUUAGGUUACUGUACCUGAGUGUAUUUCGAUUUUAAAUAUCAUAAACUAAUAGUUUGCUUUAGCGAAAAAUUGUUUGUACACGCCUUUUUGUAAGUAUAAAACAAUUAUUUAGGUUAAACAUAUAACCAAAAAAUAUAAUAAACGAUAAAAAAAAAAACCCUAUAUAUUAUGUAAUAAUAUCGUUUUAUAAUACGGUGUAUUACUAAUCAGUUGUAUUUAAAUAAAUAAUCUGUCGAUAAAUGAUUUGCUUUAUUUUACCCAGAUGAAAUCGAUCGUGUUAAAUAACUAUUCUGAAUCAAUUGGAUUUUUAUCAAAACUGCACAUAUUUCUCUAGAUUAAUUUGAAUAAUAAGAAUACAAAGUUUCAAAAUUUAAAAAACUAUUUACCGAGAAAAAAGAUAGUUUUAUUAUAUAUUGAUUUAUAAUGAUCAUUCUAUUAUUUUAUUCUUAAAUAUUAUUUUUAAAAACGAAUAAUAAUAAAAGGUGUUUAUUCUCAUCUAUAUUGUGUUGUUUUUCGUGUUAUAGAAAGCCAAAGAAUACAGAUAUGAGAGCUACGAAAAUGAAGUAAUUUUUAACAUCUGUUUUACCAUAUACCUAAACUUUAUUACUGUCUUAAUAGUUAUAUUAUUUUUGUUUUAUAUAUGUAUUUAAUCCCUACAUUUGUAUGUUUAAUAUUAACCGUAAAAUGUCCGAAAAUUUACCAAAUAUUUACAAAAAUUACCGAAUAAUUUAAAAACGACCGAUAAUUUAACGAAAGUUGAUUGAAAACUAGCUAAAUGUUUAUCAAAAACUUACAUUUACCGAAAACUUUUCCCUAAUUGACCGAAAAUUGAUCAUAAAAUCUACAAUUAUGUCAGGGGUUGAAUGUUCCAACAGUUUUAAAGCACAUUCUCAACAAAAAUUCCAUUUAUACAAAUACAUUUUAACCAAUUUACUGUACGGGUAUAUAAAAUGUUUAUACCCGUUAUUUCUUCCGAAAACAUAAAAUAUAAGCAUAAAAACUAGUUUCAAGGGGAGUUAAAAGUUGAAACCACCAAAAGGCACGUUCUCGAUACUUAUAUCGUAUAAUAUAUAAUAAAUCUCUCCUCACUUUAUUUGGAGGAUUCUUUCGGUACGAACAAUGCUAAAUCGCUUCAAUCAGUCUAUUUAAAAACUCUUUUGGUCUAGAGGAAGCAACUAAAGGCCACGCUAUAUAAUAGUCUCAAUUUUCGGAGGAAAUUCGAUAAAAAAAAGUAUUUAGCUAUCUAAUAUGAGUAUAUUGUUCCUACUAAUGUUAAAUACAAGUAUGUGAACAUGGUUUAUUUUUUCGAUAUCCAUAUCGUAAAAAUAGUUCAUUGAAAAAUUCAAUAAAAAUUUGUAUACAAAAACAAUAUUAUAUCUCCUGAUUUAUUGUAAUUCAAUUUUGUGUUCGACGAAUUUAAUUACAUUAUUUAAAAAGAAUAAAUACCUAAUUAGUAUUCACAUUGCUAUAAAUUAUAGAACGAAGCGUUUUUGUGAAUUAAUUUUAUUAUUUAUACAAGGCAGUAUGAGACACCUUUAAGUUUAUUUACAAAAAAAAAAAAUAUAUAUAUAUAAUAAUUUGUAAUAAUAUUGUUUGUUCGUUUUUAAAAGGGACCGAAUGGAGAUUUAUCACGAGUAUUAUUGUCGGUAAUAUAACAGCGUGUAUAUAUAAACGUACAUUUCAUCAGCCUUACCCUUAUUCAAAAAUUUAAAUAUUUUUUUUUUACUCCAAUAUUUAGGGUGUGAUAAACACGCAUUUGUAUGUCAAUCAAUGCAUUUUUCAUGGAUUUCAGUUAAAAUGAAUAUUGGGAUAAAAAUCGUUGGGUGGAUGAAAUGUGCAUUAUUUAUAAUUAAAAUUUAAAAAANAGGGAAAAUAUUUUAAUAGUUUAUAUGCUCUGAAUAUGCUCUAAAAAAAAAAAUAAUAAUAAUACUUCAAAUAUUGUGUACAUUUUUCGAACAAUUAUUUUGUGUUUCUCGAUUCAUUGAGUUAAAAACGUCUUAAAAGUUUACGAUAUCAUUGAAAUAUGCUCUGAAAUCGCACAAAUCCUAUAAUGGGCUCUAAAAAUGUUGUUUACUGUAUGCUAUUAACUAGAUAUAUUUUAGACCGAUCAGUAUAAAUAUGUUGUAUACAAAUUACGUUGGCUCUACUAAUAAGCAUGCAAUUACAAGCUGAAUAUUGGGAUAAAAAUCGUUGGGUGGAUGAAAUGUGCAUUAUUUAUAAUUAAAAUUUAAAAAAAAUCAUUAGGUAUUUUAUAAUAUUAUUUUUCAUGUGGCAUACAUUAUGCACGAAUAUUAUCUCAUGCAUUAUACAACACGUAUACAAUGUAUUCAUGUUUGUAUGCUAUACACAUUAACGUAUUAAAUUGUUUUAAGUGAGUAGGUAUAUGCACUAUGCGUAUUUUGUAUCGAUAAUAACAUAAACAAAUUUCAGCUCGAGAAUGUCGCGAAAACACCGGAGAACCGUGAGGCAAAAGUCAUUAGGCCCGACGUGGAUAACAGACGGAACAAAAUGAUGUAUAGUUUAGCCGAAUUACAGAGCUUAUCGAAAAAGGACAGUUAUUUCCUCAACAUCAUGAAAUACGACAAUAUCGCUGCCGAUGUGAUGUUGUACGUUGCCAUGAAAGAAGGGUAUAAACUAUUGAAAGGCGUAAAAUACUUGAUCAAUAAAGGGUGCGUGAACGGUUUUGAGAAUGGUGAUUCUAUAUUCGAAAUAGAAAACGCCAAGGCAUCGGUAUUGUUAUUCAAAUACUACUUUAACCGUUUUACCAAUGCGAUGUUGCAAAAGAGACGUAUCUCUUUCAAAACAUUAAUAGUGAUCAGGUUCGUAAGAUUAUUAACGAAUAUAUCGCAGUGCAUGGACUGUUCGGACGUUCAAUCCGGUAUCGACGAAAUAACGAAAAAUUACUGCAAGUCUAUUACCAGUGAGAUAAACGAAAUACAGGAACCGAUCGCAGCUGUAACUGCUAACCUUCAAAAAUUAAAAAAUGUCUACCUACACAAUCCUAUACUUAAUAUCCGUAAAUUAAUCUACUUUGUAAAUGAUAAUAGUUAAUUAAAUAGAACGGAUCGGUAAAAUAUACCAAAAUAUAAUACAUAAUAUUAUGGACUGUAUUAUCUAUAUCUAUAUAUAUAUAUAUGUUAUGGGUAAAGUAGAUUAUACAUUGAAAAUAUCGUAAUUUAAACAAAA
Molecule: messenger RNA, 4803 nt
Organism: Cinara cedri
Lineage: Eukaryota; Metazoa; Arthropoda; Insecta; Hemiptera; Aphididae
Source: the annotation of a GenBank genome assembly